Trichomonas vaginalis G3 is the source of this 2370-nucleotide messenger RNA. RefSeq names its product regulation of response to stimulus. Bases 1 to 2370 code for a protein of 789 amino acids. NCBI's taxonomy places the organism in Eukaryota, Parabasalia, Trichomonadida, Trichomonadidae. The record is from RefSeq and is a predicted model, not a curated record. The transcript has a single exon.
AUGUCUAUCACAUUUCCACAGCAUUCCAAACUUAAGACCAUUGGUAUGUAUGCUUUUGAAAGUUGUAGAAAACUUCGAACAAUUAAUUUUACAAACUGUGAGAAUCUUACGCAAAUACAACUCAGAGCAUUUUCUGGUUGUAUUUUGCUAUCUGAUGUCAUUCUUCCAAAAAAUCUCAAAGAACUAUCAAACAAUGCUUUUUCUCAUUGCUAUUCAUUGCAAUCAAUUAUUAUUCCAGAUGAAGUUAAAAGUUUAGGAGAAUAUUGUUUCGCUAAGUCUGGUUCAUUAAGUUCAAUAACUAUCAGUCCUAAUUCCAAGCUUGAAACAAUAGCAUCAUAUGUUUUUAUGGAGACUCCAUUAAAACGAAUUUUUCUCUCAAAGAAUCUAAGAAGUAUUCCUCGCGCUGCUUUUUUAAGUUGCAGAACCAUAGAAUUUAUAGAAUGCGAUUCCCAUAACACGAAUUAUUUAGCAGAAGAUAAUGUGUUAUACAAUAAGCAAAAAACUUUUCUUAUUUUAUUUCCAUAUAAUAAUUUGACUUCAUUUAGGAUUCCAGACACUGUAGAAGUUAUUGGAGAUGCAUUUUCUUAUUCUUUGAUAGAAGAAAUAACAUUUAAUUCAGUUUUAAAUAUAAUACAAGGAUCUGCUUUCGCAUAUUCACAUUUAAAAUCAUGUAUAAUUACAGAUUCUGUUACAAUGAUUCAAUCUGGUGCGUUUCAAAGAUGCAAAUAUCUUGAUACAGUCAUUCUUGGGAAAAAUUUGACAAUUAUUCCAAACAAUUGCUUUGCCUAUUCUAAUAUCUCUCAAAUAACAAUUCAAGAAGGAGUAACAACAAUUGGACCAUAUGCAUUUUUUCAAUGUGUCAACCUUAAGAGUAUAAUAAUUCCAAAGAGCGUUAAAAACUUUGGAGGAUCAUGCUUUCCAAAUGAUAUAAAUCUUACUUUACCUCCAGAUUCCCAGUUUUGGUUUGAUCAUCAAAAUAUUCUUUAUAAUUCAAAUAUGGAUAAAAUUAUUUUGUGUCUAAGUUUAAAUGAAAGAUAUGAUAUUCCAGAUACAGUUAUCGAAAUAUCACAAGCCGCUUUCCGUGGAAUUCAGGAAUUGAAUACAAUAAAUUUUCUUUCAGAUUCCAAUUUGCUUCGGAUUGGUAACUCGGCCUUUCGUGACUGUAUUAAUCUCCAGAAUAUUAAUCUUCCAAACUCUCUGGAAUCAAUAGGUAGCUCAGCGUUUGAAAAUUGUCUGAAAUUCAAUAAUACAGUGUUCCCAGAAUCAUUGAAUUAUAUAGGAGCCAGCUCUUUCCUCGAAUGCAAUUCACUCGAAAUUCAUUUUAAAAUAAAUUUAUUGAAAAUUGAUAAUUAUGCAUUUCAGAAAGCUCAAUCAUUAGAAAUUGUAACUUUCGAGUCAAGCAACACAAUAUUAUUGAACGGAGUUUUUUCUUCUUGUAAAAAGCUAAAAACAAUCAAGUUAAGUGAUAAAACUACUGCAAUAUUCGAUUCUUGCUUCAGUAAUUGUCUUUCAUUGAAAUCAAUUGAACUCCCUCCAUCAUUAGCCACUCUUGGAAGUUCUGUUUUUAGCAGUUCUGGUGUUGAAAACAUAACAUUUUUAGGAAACUCUCCGAUUGAAACUAUAAGGUCUUCAACAUUUAGUUAUGCAACAAAAUUACGCCAUAUUAUACUUUCAGAUUGUAUCAGAGAAAUAAAAGCAAAUGCAUUUCAAUAUACUAACAUCACAACAUUUAGAGUGCCAAAUCAAACAAUUUCAAUAUCAGAAUAUGCAUUCAGGGAUUGUUCAAGUUUAGAACGAUUUAUAAUUCCUGAAAACUGUUCAUUACAAAGUCUUGGAUUUUCAGUCUUCAAGGGCUGCAGAUCAUUGAAAGCAUUCGAAUGCUCUCAUAGUGAAUUCUUUUUAGUUAUCAAUGGUGUUCUAUUUGAUAAGAACAAGACCUCAUUGGUUUGCUUCCCUCCUGCAUCUGAACUCAUCUACUUUUAUAUUCCUGAGACGGUACAUAUCUUAUCUCCUGGUGCAUUUCUUGAAUGCAGAAAUCUCAUAAAUGUUCUUAUUCCAGAUCAUUCUGUGCAAACAAUUGGUCGUUAUGCAUUCGCAAAUUGCAUUUCAUUAACACAUAUCAAUCUACCAAUUUGUGUUUCAGAAGUUGAAUCAAAUGCAUUUGCAAAUUGUUACAAACUUAAAUGUGGGGUUGAUAUACAAAACCGAACUCAGUCAUAUCUAAAUAACCUUUUCGAGGUUGCUUUUCUUAAUAAGGAAGCAAUUGUUGAGUGUAACUUAUUAACCUGCAAAAAGCAAAUGCACCCGAUGUAUUUGAAAUCAUUGACAAUUAUUGGUAUUAUUGAUGAAAAAUUUCUUGGUUUAUUAUAA